UGCACUGUGUUCCUAUUUUUUCCGUCGUCCGUUGCUUCCACGCUCUAUACACGUCUUCAUGCAGUGCGUAAUCCUCCUACAUCAGGAGCUAGCGCUUGAAGCGAAGAAUAACUAAGUGCGCGCGCGCACUUGGGCCCCGAAGAAAGGAUUUGCAUUUUCACUUUGUCGACGCGUUCGCUUCAGUCAGUGCGCUACCGACUGUCGAAGCUAGCGGACGCGGAACUUCCUUUCCUGCGCGGUUCAGUGUUGGGCACAGUUCUUGGAAGGACAGGAAGCGGUUGAAUUUGGUAAUCUGUGGAUAAUGCAGAAGAAAGUGAUUGGGAUAAAAAGUUUUCAAGUGAUUGGGAAUCUGAGUGAAAAUUAAACGAAAACAAAAAAAUAAAUCUUCAUGGUAAAUCUAUAGAAAGUGAAAAAAUCUGAUCAAAACAGAAUUAUAGAAAACAAAAAGGUGAAAUCCGAUCGAAAAGGGAUGUGACAAGAAGCUUACCCAAAUCGGAAACAAAGUGGAACAAAUGAAGAUCUAAAAUUAGUGAUCGUGAUUGACAGCAAAUCAAGUGACAUUGGAUCCGAAGACACCACCGAGCGAGUGGGACUGCCUUUCAACAAAAUAUACGUACACAGUGAUGAUGCACCAGUAGAUCAAAUUCGGCACAAACGAAACCGCCACCGACCGACCGACCGUUCUGAUUGUGAUUGUCCCGCGACAGUAGCGUGGAAGCGAAGUGAAUCACCGCGCGCACCAGACAAUAAAGAUUAAUUGUCAACGCGGAGAGAUUGGAUUAGAGCAGACGACGACCCAGCAAAACAUAAUACAGGAUCACUGGUUUACCUUUUUGGUUGCGUGUUUGGGAUUAGUUUAAAAAGGUUUCAACAGGAUCCUACAUCCCCUUCUGUGAGCCAAUGUCCUUAGGUCAAGAUCGGCCAUCAGCGUCACUGUCGCCCGCUUAACCAUCUUCAUCAUCUUCGUAUAAACGGUGCUCCCGCCCAUCGUGCUGUAAUGCGUCCAAUAAAACCCUCUUCUUUAGAUGACAGACCAGCCGGAAAACGGUCCAACUGAUGCAAAUGUCGAACCACGAACGCGCCACUGAAGCUAAUGGAAGAGUGCAAUUGAUUUGAGUCGAAUUAUUUAGCAAAGUGCAAUAUUGUUUCCGUAUAGCAAGAAAGUAGUGACAAGUGUAACCGUGCGGUGAAAUAUGGCUACGCAAGUGCUGUUCCCCCUGCCGGCGAUUUCCUUAGUGACACUAUUGUGGCUGCUGACGGUGAUUGUGAACGAACAGUUAGAACCGAUUGCAGCGUACAAGAUUGUGGGUGAUACGGAUGAGAUUCGAAUAAAUCUCGGAACGAAGAAGCUCGUCAAGGAAACGGUCCCGCUCAACUCGAAUCUAAAAAUCAAAUGCAAUUUUGAGAGCCCUGCUUGGUUCAAAAAUGGCGAGCCGACCACAAGCGACGCGAAACAUGGGAAAUCUCUCAAGUUCAUCCCCGUCAAGAAAACCGACGCCGGCUACUAUUCCUGCGGGUCCGUCUACGGCGAAUGGUCCAACCUAACCCUCUCGGUAAUCAGCCAGCACGAAGCGUCCGAUCACUACCAAAGCGAUUCGCCCGGCAGUGGUCUAGGGCCAGCCGGUUCCAGCCUGACACGUGUAGCUAACCUGGAGAAGAAGAGUCUCCUGCCACCAGCAGCAAUAGCCCAGCCAUCGUCGAGCCCGGCUCCGCUGGAUAUGGUCGGGAAUGAUCUAUCCGAGAUUUCAGACAAGCCGUUUGACAGCGGAAUUAUGUCAACCGCCACCAGAAAGGUUGGAGAGAACUACAAAUUGAAAUGCAAUGUGACGAGCGAGGCAAAGUUUCAAAUCAGUUGGAUUAAAGAUGGCGAGGUUGUAUCGAACACGAAGAACAGACCCACUCUAGCGUUGCAUACCUUGAACCUUGAUGAUGCCGGAGUCUACGUGUGCCGGGUAUGUAAUGCGCAGAACUGUGUGAAUUUUACGACUGUUUUGCAAGUGGUCGAAGAAUCUGAUGAACCCUUCAUCCGUUACAACGAUAUGGAGAUACAUUCGCAAGUGUCCGACAAUGAAGAACCAAACAAUCCGGACUACGUCGAUGAUGAACACGAUGACUACGAGGACGCCGAAGAGGAUGAAGAAGUUGAUGAAGAGAUGACGUCAGCGGGAUCUCGACCGGGUAGCGCCGAUGGUGAUUUCACUGAGAGUCAAUCCGCCCCACCCAAACCCACCGGGCUGCUUCCUCCUGGCCCGCCAGUCUUCACCAAGGAAGAACAUAUGGUGAAGCUGAUGCCAAAGCCGUCCGGAAAUAUGGUGCGUCUACGCUGCCCAGCGGACGGUAACCCGGUGCCGAACAUUACGUGGACAAAGGAUGAGGAGCGAAUCGUCCGUAGCAUGGGCUCGGUCAAGUACGCCAAGUGGUCGAUCGUGCUUGAGGAUCUCGUUCCCAAGGAUUCCGGAAAGUACACGUGCCACGUCUGCAAUGUCUAUGGCUGCGUCAAUUUCACCACUAAACUAGAAGUGAGAGAUCGUUUUCCGGCACGUCCGUAUAUCAAAGAGGGCUUUCUGCAGAAUACAACUGUUUUGGUUAAUUCUACGGCGACCUUAGAGUGUCGUACAAUAUCGGAUCUUGAGCCACACAUUGAAUGGAUCAAGUUUCACAUCGUCGACAGUGUCAAUCCGAAUAUUCCGGAGAACAUUACCAAACUUGAGCGUGACUCCGAUAACCCAGAGGUUCUGACCCUUGAGAAUGUGUCCUACGCGGAUGAAGGCUGGUACACUUGCGUCGCAGCCAACACGCUUGGCGCAUCCUACGAGAGUGCAUAUUUACGGGUGGUUGAUGAAAUACUGGAUGAUAGCCCGAUGGCUCAUCCUGUGCGGCAGCACUCCACCCUGAUAACGAUCAUGACCACUGUGUUGUCGGGCUGUUUCAUGAUCCUGGCGAUCAUCGUGAUCAUCGUUUGUAAGAAGCUGAAGCGGGAAAAAAUGAAGCACCGAGCCAUGGAGCAUGUGAAUCAGUGGACUAAGAAGGUUAUCGUGCUGAAGCAACCGGUCAUAGAGAACAGCAUUCCAGGGGUGACCGAGUCCAUGCAAAUGCCGAUCGUUCGCAUUGAGAAGCAACGAUCGACUCUAGUGCAGAGUGGAAACUGUGACCCGAGCAUGAUCUCCGAAUACGAGUUCCCGAUCGACCUGAACUGGGAAUUCCCGCGCAACAAGCUCAUUCUUGGCAAAAGCCUGGGCGAAGGGGCCUUCGGAAAAGUAGUGAUGGCAGAGGCAAACGGCUUGGUGAAAGGACAGGCCUCCACUGUCGUGGCAGUGAAAAUGCUCAAAGAGGGUCACACCGAUGCCGAUGUGAAGGACCUGGUUUGCGAAAUGGAAGUCAUGAAGAUGAUUGGCAAACACGUCAACAUCAUCAACCUGCUGGGGUGUUGCUGCAAGGACGGUCCCCUGUACGUGAUUGUGGAGUACGCUCCGCACGGCAACCUGAAGGACUUCCUGAGGAGUCACCGUUUCUGUACCACCAACUACGAAGAUAUGGUCAGUGGCGAAAAGGAGAAGAAGAUUCUUACCCAGAAGGAGCUGAUUUCGUUUGCGUAUCAGAUCGCUCGGGGUAUGGAACACUUGGCUUCCAGGAGGUGUAUUCAUCGGGACUUGGCCGCACGAAACGUGCUGGUGAGCGAUGGCUACGUAAUGAAAAUUGCGGAUUUCGGUUUAGCGCGAGAUAUUCACAGUCAAGAAUACUACCGAAAGACGACGACUGGUAAACUGCCGAUCCGAUGGAUGGCGCCAGAGUCGUUGGAAGAGAAGUUCUACGAUUCCCAGAGUGACGUAUGGUCCUUUGGAGUUCUACUCUGGGAAAUCAUGACGCUGGGUGGAAAUCCCUACUCCUCGAUUCCCACCUGGGAUAAUCUUCUGGAGCACCUCAAAAAGGGCAAGCGACUGGAGCAACCUCCGUUAUGCUCCAUUGAUAUAUACCUAUUCAUGCGCGAAUGUUGGCACUACCGGCCGGAAGAGCGGCCAACCUUCAGCGAAAUCGUGCAACACCUGGACCGGCUGGUUAGCAUAACGUCCAACGAAGAGUAUCUGGAUCUCGGUCUGCCACUGCUGGAAACGCCACCGUCCAGCGAUGACGAGUCGGAUGACAACGAUAACGACGGCUGCGAACGGGUACGGAUGUACCCGUUCAACCACCACCACAUCCAUAGUCAUACCACCGAAAGUACCUUUUAAGUAAUGAAGAGGCGAAGCGUUCCAAACUUGUUUGAACGAAAAAAAAGAGGAGAAAGCAACGCACGAACUAUAAAACAAAUCAGACGUCCCAAGGCUCUGUGAGCAAUAGAUGUUAGGAAAUCGCAAAAAAAAAGUGUAAGAAUGAGUUUUUCGUUCAACCUGUAGUGAGAACGAGUGUAGAUAGCUCUGAGUUCAUCACGUCCAUACGAGUGCGAGUAUAUGCGUGUUUGUUUAAUUAUUGUUAAGAUUGAGAACAAAAAUAUAAGACUGUAUUUAUUAAAAAUAUCAAACUCCGAACGUUCUCCCCCGUGUCUCAACGAACUAAUCAAAUAGUGGAAGCGCAACGCAACGUCAACUAUAGGGGGAGUUGGUAACUAGUCAGGAGGUCCCACAUCCAUGACGGAAAAUUCGACGGCCAUAGAAAAAUGUGGCCAUACUUUGCAAUUGUUACAUGUGUACAUAGAAAACUUGCAAUAUACUGCUUCAUUUCAAGGUUGAACCUUUAGCUUGUAAGGCGUAGUUACUGACAAUCAAGACCAAAGUGUAUUGAAUCAAAUAUUUAACGUGAGUGUCAACGAUAGUAAUGUAAUGCUCAUCAAAUUCUCAUCAGAGUAAUAGUACAUCCGAACUGAUCUACUAGUAGAAUAAGCAUUAAACGAACCGUUCUAAUAGGCUAUAUCAUCGAGCGAAAUGUGACAGCUGCAAUAUUAAAUGUAUGUGGAGUUAAUAUGCAAAACAGGAGUUAAGGCGCGUUAUGAGGUAUUUCAGACAAUGCACGUUAUGUGGUUAAAUGUCGAAUUAGAUAAGAACGACGAAGAAGGUCUAGAAAAGCAAGUAGCACCAUCACAAAAUAUCACACUUUCUACAUCACUGAAACUCAAAGCAAAUGUAGAAGAAUGAACAGUAAUUAUAGAUGUAUAUAAAUUAAUGUAAAAUGCAAUAAAAUAGUACAAAUCAAA
This is a messenger RNA of Armigeres subalbatus, 5188 nucleotides long. Its product is annotated as fibroblast growth factor receptor homolog 1-like. Bases 1194 to 4229 code for a protein of 1011 amino acids. Gene Ontology annotation, biological process: protein phosphorylation; positive regulation of kinase activity; cell surface receptor protein tyrosine kinase signaling pathway. The transcript is spliced from 11 exons. Gene Ontology annotation, molecular function: transmembrane receptor protein tyrosine kinase activity; ATP binding. Gene Ontology annotation, cellular component: plasma membrane; signaling receptor complex. The record is from RefSeq and is a predicted model, not a curated record. Lineage: Eukaryota; Metazoa; Arthropoda; Insecta; Diptera; Culicidae.